Ceraceosorus bombacis is the source of this 2210-nucleotide messenger RNA. Lineage: Eukaryota; Fungi; Basidiomycota; Exobasidiomycetes; Ceraceosorales; Ceraceosoraceae. The record is from the annotation of a GenBank genome assembly.
AUGCGCUCAUCUUACCUUUCCCUCACCUCGGCAGCGGUCGUAUGCGCCGCUGCCUUGGCUCGCCAAGUCUCUGGCGCUGUAACGCCACCUCUUGACUCUCUGCGUGGUCCUGCGGAAGAGCUGCAAGUGGACGCCAUGGGUGGAAUGCACUGGGCGAGCGAGAAGCUGGAGCAGGCAAAGCAGGCAGUUGGCGCUUCUCCCAAACCUUUGAGCAGACCCAGCUUCGAGGACCUCAACGUGCCUGAGCUUGAGGAGCAAGCUCGUCCGGUGACGGAAUGGCUCAAGGAGCAGCUCAUCGAGGCCCAAAGUUCAACCGAGCAAGGCGCCGAGAUGCUGUUUGACGAGAUCCAUCAGCAAAUCGAGCACGCUAAGCACAAGGUGGAGAAUGCGUUCAAGAACGCCAAGCACGAUGCUCAAGGCUGGAUCAGCAAAGGGCUCGUCAGCGUUCAAGGAACUCGAUACGAGCGAUUGGUUCACCAGCAAUUCCCUAGAUACUCGCUCCGCAUCAGUCAGACGCCCUUGGACCACUGCGACUCCGAUGUCAAAUCUUUUGCGGGAUAUCUCGACAUUGAUGCGGACAAGCAUCUUUGGUUCGCCUUCUUCGAAUCGCGCAGCGACCCUGCAAAGGACCCCGUCACGCUUUGGCUGAACGGUGGACCUGUGAGUGUCAUCGGUGACUGAAUCGAUCAGCCGCUCAGAUUGCUGACGCUUUGCGCACUGCAUCUGCCCUCCUCUCUCAAAGGGAUGCUCCUCCUCGACUGGCUGGCUGAUGGAGGGUGUAGGACCUUGCACUAUCGACAAGAAUGGCACUGACACCAAGGUGAGCAAUUUAUAUGCGCUCCCUACAAACCGUCAGUAUGUAUGCGCCAUUGCAGUACUAACGACAGACGCUGCUCGACCUUCUGCAGUACAACAAGCACUCGUGGACCUCAAAGUCCAGCGUGUUCUUCUUGGAUCAGCCUGUCAAUGUCGGCUUCUCGUACAGCGAAGGUGGAGGAGUGAGCAGCACUCCGCAAGCUGCCGACGAUGUAUACGCCUUCCUGUCCCUGUUUUUCGCUCGCUACCCUCAGUACUCCAACCAGCCCUUUAGCAUUGCUGCUGAGAGCUACGGUGGACGCUACGCCCCUCUAUAUGCCGCCAAGAUCAACGAGGAGAACAAGAAGCUGGCUCGCAGCAGAUUCGCGAACCCUGACACCAUCGCUACCAAGGUCAUCAAUCUCGAAAGCAUUCUCCUCGGCAACGGUCUUACUGAGCCUCAAACGCAGUUUGAGACCGUUCCAGAGUACGCUUGCAAGGGCGAAUAGUGAGUGGUAGCUAUCGUCAACGCUUUUCAGCGUCCCCCUUUGACCCCCAAUGCGUUCAUCAGCGCCAUCUUCAAGGGCAACUCCGAGGUGUGCGAUAAGCUCGAAUCUAAAGCCAAGACGUGCUCAUCUCUGAUCGGCUCUUGCUACAAGAGCAAUUCGCGCCUGGCUUGCCUUCCCGCCGCUCUGUACUGCUGGUCUGGCCUCUACGGCGAUAUGCAGAAUGCGGGUGUGAACCCGUACGACGUCAGGAAGAAGUGCGACAGAAGCGAGGACAAGGACGGUCCUCUUUGCUACCGUGACGAAAGCUACGUACAGGCGUUCAUGAACCUCGACUCUACGAAGAAGGCCUUUAGCGUUCCCCAGGACAUCAAGUUUGAAGCUUGCAACAUGGAGGUCAACCAGGCGUUCAUGUUCCAGGUGAGGACAUGUUGCGGUUGUCGCUUGAUGGGCUCCUGCUCACAAUUAUUUUGUGUCGCAUAGGGAGAUGGCAUGCACAACUCUGCUGCGGUUAUCCCUGGACUGAUCGAGGACGGCGUUCGCGUGCUCGUGUGAGCAUCGAACUUCUCUGCGACUCUUUCGCUCCAAGGCUGACCCACUUCUACGUCCACUUUUUGCGUCAGCUACGCUGGUGUGGCAGACUACAUGUGCAACUACAUUGGAAACGUCGGUCAUAGCGCUUGGGGUCUCAAGCUCGACACUCCCUUCAAGGACGAGCUGAACGCCGCCAAGCAGCAAGAGUGGAAGGUUGACGGCAAGGUUGCUGGUGCUGUUCGUCAAGCAGGCAAGGGUGCCGGAACCUUUACUCUGGUCGAGGUCAAGGGAGCCGGUCACAUGGUCCCCUACGACCAGCCUCUUGCAGCUCAGGUGCUCAUCGAGAAGUGGCUCGCCAACGAGUCUCUGAUCUGA